Molecule: messenger RNA, 2586 nt
Organism: Poecilia latipinna (sailfin molly)
Lineage: Eukaryota; Metazoa; Chordata; Actinopteri; Cyprinodontiformes; Poeciliidae
Gene: ptger4c
Product: prostaglandin E receptor 4 (subtype EP4) c
Exons: 2
Coding region: 65-1516 (483 amino acids)
Biological process (GO): cellular response to prostaglandin E stimulus; negative regulation of inflammatory response; positive regulation of cytosolic calcium ion concentration
Cellular component (GO): plasma membrane
Molecular function (GO): prostaglandin E receptor activity
Source: RefSeq, a predicted model, not a curated record
UCUGCACUUUACUCAAAGUUCCAACUUAGUUGUUAUUUAUUUAUUUUAUUUUAUUUUUUUAAGAAUGAUUAACGGAACCGCUGCGUUUGGGCAACUGGACACCAAUGUUUCUGAGCCGAUGCACUCUCAUCUCCUCAACCACAACCUCACGACCUUCCCCGCGCUCCGACUCGAGUCCAAGUCGCUGGUCACUUCAGCCACGAUGUUUGCCGUGGGAGUUCUGGGGAACCUCAUCGCCAUCGUCGUUCUGUGCGUCUCCAAGAAGGAGCAGAAGGAAACCACCUUCUAUACGCUGGUGUGCGGGAUGGCCAUCACCGACCUGCUGGGCACGUGCUUCACCAGCCCGGUGGUCAUCGCCACCUACGUGGCCAGCCGCUGGCCGGGAGGCGUGCUGCUCUGUCACUUCUUCUCCUUCUCCAUGCUGUUCUUCGGCUCGGCUGGGAUGUCCAUUCUCUGCGCAAUGGCGGUGGAGCGAUACCUGGCCAUCAACCACGCGUAUUUCUACUCCAAGCACAUUGACCGGACCAUGGCGCGCUUUGCGCUCCUGGUCAUCUACCUGGCCAACAUCGUGCUGUGCAUCAUGCCCAGCUUUGGUUUCGGCCAGCACGUCAGGCACUUCCCCGGCACUUGGUGUUUUCUGGACUGGAGGUCGGUGGAUCCGGUUGGCGCGUGCUACUCCUUCCUGUACGGCGGCGUCAUGCUGCUGCUGAUCGCGGUGACUGUCAUGUGCAACCUGGCGGUGUGCAGGUCUCUGGUGGGGAUGAACCAGAGGACGGGGAUCGUCAGGACGGAGCUGUGUGAGCACAGCGGGUUACGGCGUCGCUUCCCCCGGCUGUCUUCUGUAACCUCUGCCGCAGAGAUCCAGAUGUUCUGGCUGCUGGUCUUCAUGACCAUCGUGUUUCUGGUCUGCUCCAUUCCGUUAGUGGUGCGAAUCUUUGUGAACCAGCUCUACGACCCCUCCUACAUCUCUGCUGGGGGGAGACCUGACUACCAGGGCGACAUGCUGGCGAUCCGCUUCGCCUCCUUCAACCCCAUCCUGGACCCCUGGGUCUACAUUUUGUGCAGAAAGAACCUGUUGCUGAAAGGCUGCGGAAGGCUCAAGAGUGUGAUCACACGGGCAAAGGACGGCCGUGGGGACGAAAAGAGCUGGGUGGAGGGUCAAAACACCCCCCCAUCCAUACACAGCAACGACACCAGUUACGCGUCGUUGCGCACGGCCAGCUACAGGAACGAGCCGCUGCUCCCGCUGUCCAUCAAGAACACCUCUUUCACAGACUUUGCGCUCCGACAAGCGUGGGAGUACGACACGGCGCGGGUCAACUUCCACCCGUUCAGCGUGGAGUGCGCGGCGAUCAUCGGCAGCGAAGAGGAAGCAGAAGCAGCGACUCACCCGGGACAGGACGCGGCGGACACGGCUUCUCCAGGGCAGGGCGGCGUGGUGCACGUCCGCAGAGUGGACAUCGUUACCUGCACGUUCAGCACCCCGAGCUCCAGUCAGUCUGCCAAAUGCUUCUGAUGCCCUCAGGAUGGGCUCCAGGGCCGCCCAGAGACAUUUAAUGAGCCAGCGGCGCAACAUAUAAAGAAAGAGGCUUUAGUCAGGAAAAAGACGACACACCAUAUGAUUUAAAGCAUCCCAAUAAGUGCCUCUUGAAGGUUUUCUUGAGGUUAUUGCUCAGUUCCACUCACCCUGUCUCUGUUCCCCAGAUGGCUGUAUAUGUUUUUCUAUCUGUUUUUGUUUGCUUCCAUUUUUCUACUUCCUUCCAUCAAACAAAAUGUGUCAAACUCAUGGCCCUGGGGCCAAAUCUGGCGCGCCACAACUUUUUAUGUGGCCCUUCAGACUCUAGGAGUCCACAUAAUGGUAGGACAACAGUCGGGUGCUUAAAUAUUAUUUUAUUAAUCAAAUCAAAGCAGUUUUUAUCAGUAUCCUGCCAAAUGUGUUCAACAUUUAUUUUUAAGAGGAGAUAUUUAUUAAUAUUUCACCAGUUUGGUAAUGGGUAGUUUCAUCAAUACAUUCUACUAUAACCGGAUCUUUAAGGACAUUCAUGAUCUUGAUGUGACUCAAAAUUAAAAUCAUUUUGACACCUCUGCCCCAAAUAAUCAAACAUCAUAUAAAAUGUUAAAGCUCAAUUUUUACACAGUCUGCAACUUCCAAAAGGAAAAACAACAGUUUUAUUUAUUUAACUAUGUCUUAACUUGUACUUUAAUCCAUAAUGUCCAGAAAUGAUUUGCGCUUUGACACCACAUUAUUUUCAUCACCUCUCUGCAUUUUAUGUCAUUAAUGCUACAGUUGCACUCAUAAACAGGCAAAGCGUCAGAAUGUUUACAGUUAGUCUGUCUGUGACAGAGAAGGCAGCUGAAUUUUAUAAAUAUGUAAAAUAAAAAUACUCAUAAAUCAUUUGGGUGCUGAGCAUUUUUAGCGGUUUUAGAUACAAACAGGAAGGCUUUCUGCCGAGGUUGGCACAACACCAUGUAAGAAAAUCAGGCUCUGAACAGAUUUUCUAUUGCUUAUUUGCAUAACCAGUCCAUGAACAUGGGCGCCCUCUUGUGAUGAGCAAACAGAAAGCAUUGUAAAAAAAAGAAAAAAGA